Molecule: messenger RNA, 1208 nt
Organism: Vigna angularis (adzuki bean)
Lineage: Eukaryota; Viridiplantae; Streptophyta; Magnoliopsida; Fabales; Fabaceae
Product: endochitinase
Exons: 3
Coding region: 28-834 (268 amino acids)
Biological process (GO): defense response to fungus; cell wall macromolecule catabolic process; chitin catabolic process
Molecular function (GO): chitinase activity
Source: RefSeq, a predicted model, not a curated record
GUCAUAAUUCAUAAAACAAAACCACUUAUGAAGUUACACACUGUCUUCAGCUUUACCUUAGUUUAUAUUUUGCUGGUAAACUCACUGGAGUUUCCUAGUGUUGCUGCAGAUGUUGGCAGUGUCAUCAGUGAAUAUCUAUUUGAACAACUGCUGAAACACAGAAACGAUGCUGUUUGUGAGGGUAAAGGGUUCUACACCUACAAUGCUUUUCUCACAGCAGCAAGUUCCUUUGGUGCUUUUGGCAACACUGGUGAUUUGGACCUUCGUAAGAGGGAGCUUGUGGCUUUCCUAGCCCAAACCUCUCAUGAGACCACAGGAGGAGCACCAACUUUACCAGAUGGAUCAUAUGCAUGGGGUUAUUGCUUUGUGACAGAAAGAGAUAAAUCCAACAGCUAUUGUGAUGGGAAUGCACCAUGUCCCGCAGGAAAAUCGUACUAUGGUCGAGGGCCAAUUCAACUGACUCACAAUUACAACUAUGAUCUAGCUGGAAAAGCCUUGAAGUUGGACUUGAUAAACAAUCCAGAUUUGGUAGCCCAAAAUGCAGUGAUAUCAUUCAAGACAGCUAUAUGGUAUUGGAUGACACCACAAGGUAAUAAACCUUCAUGCCACGCCGUGAUAACUAAAGGGUGGAUACCAUCUGCUGUUGACAGAGCAGCUAACAGAGUUCCAGGUUAUGGUGUGAUUACCAACAUCAUCAAUGGAAAAUAUGAAUGUGGGAAAGGUCCCAUUGCAAGCUCAGAUGACAGGAUCGGAUUUUAUAAGAGAUACUGUGGCAUUAUGGGACUCGCGCUUGAUGCCAACUUGGACUGUAGUAACCAAAUGCCCUUCGGUUAACUAGUAAAAAGAAUAAGAAACUAUAGUCCUUCGGUGAUUCUGAAUAAAUUUUCCUUUGUAAGCUCAAGUGUAUGAGUUUAGCAAAAAGAAUUGCUCUGGUCUGUGUUUUCUCCAUACUUAAGUUCAAAUUAAGUUGAUUAUAAGUCUGUUUUUCUACGCACCUUCAAGGACUUCUUCCUCCACCAUUAGAAUUGAUCUUUCCGUUGAACUUAGUAGAGUCCAAUGUUUGCCCCAAUUCAAAUCAAAUCAUGUUAAAUUAGGCUUAGAUAUAAUGAAAGGAAGUAUGGUGAGGUCUAAUUGGAGAUGAUAAAAAUACUUAUGUUUGUGGAUAUUUAGGAAUAAAAUUUACAUGGUAUAUGCUAAUAUCUAUUACA